This is a messenger RNA of Centruroides sculpturatus (bark scorpion), 1789 nucleotides long. Its product is annotated as SCAN domain-containing protein 3-like. The transcript has a single exon. Bases 649 to 1374 code for a protein of 241 amino acids. The record is from RefSeq and is a predicted model, not a curated record. Lineage: Eukaryota; Metazoa; Arthropoda; Arachnida; Scorpiones; Buthidae.
UAACCGUAUUGCUAAGGCUAAAAGACAUUCACUAUCGGUGAAGAAUUGAUAUUGCCCUCCACUAAAGACAUUUGCUGUGAACUUCUAGGAGAGGCUGCUGUGGAAAAGAUAGCACAUGUGUUUUUGUCGGCUAGCACUGUAACUAGGCGCAUUGAGGAAAUAGCUGAAGACAUUGAGACACAAUUGUUGGAGAGGAUUAAUACAUCACCAUGGUAUGCACUCCAGGUUGACAAAUCUACAGAUAUCGACAACAAGGCAAUACUACUUGUUUAUGUGCGAUAUCUGUAUCAGGAGGAUGUGCAUGAGGAUUUGUUAUGUGCACUAUCUUUGCCAACCAACACCACAGGAGCAGACUCGUUCAAGUCACUGAAUGAUUAUAUAUCAAGACAACUAAAAUGGUCUUUUUGUGUCGGCAUAUGCACAGACAGAGCUGCUGUCAUGACCGGACGACUGUCUGGUUUAACUGCUCAGAUUAAGGAGGUUGCACCUGAGAGUGAAUCUACGCAUUGUAUCAUUCACAGGAAAAUGCUGGCAAGCUGAAAAAUGUCACUGGAAUUUAACAGCGUAUUGAUCGAUGUUGUUAAAGUUAUUAACCACAUCUAAGCACACACCCUUAACUCACACCUGUUUGGGCAGCUUUGUGAGGAGAUGGACACAGAGCACAGAUGCCUUCUCUUAUACACAGAAAUAAGAUGGUUAUCCAGAGGAAAAUCGCUAACCAGAGUGUUUAAAUUACAAGAGCCAUUGCAAAGAUUUCUAUCAGAAAAGAAGUCACCACUGGCACCACAUUUCAGUAACAAGGUAUGGGUUGCAAAACUGGCUUACCUGUGUGACAUAUUCAGACUGCUCAAUGAACUCAAUCUGACUCUUCAGGGGAAAAUGACAACUGUUUUCAAGUUGGCAUACAAAGUAGCUGCAUUUAAAGCCAAACUGGAGUUGUGGGGAUGGUGCAUGAACAGAGGCAUUUUGGACAUGUUUCAGACAUUAGUGGGGAUUUUAGGCGAGACUGAGCCAGAGCAUUCAUUCUCCCAAUUGGUGCACGAUCACCUGUCUUUGCUUUUAAAAGAGUAUGAGCGCUACUUCCCAACCACAAAAGACCCACGAACUGGUAAGGAAUGGAUCGGCGACCCAUGUGUCAACAAACCAGGCAAAUCUAGGAUGUCUGUGCAAGAAGAAGAUCAACUGCUGGAGAUUGAAAAUAAUAGCAGCCUUAAAACUACAUUCAAGACAACAAGUCUGCUGGUGUUCUGGAUUAAAGUCAUGGCAGAAUACCCUGAGAUUGCCAACAUAGCACUUAAAUCCCUAUUGCCAUUUCCGACAUCCUAUCUGUGUGAAGCGGGGUUUUCUGCAGUAACAGCAACCAAAACAAAAUAACAAAAUAAACUGGACAUAAACAACACACUUCCAGUGUCAUUGUCUCCUAUUACUCCCAGAUGGAACCAUCUCGUUGCAAAGAAAAGCUCAGGGUUCUCAUUGAUUUAGUGUUCUAGUGAGUUAAAAUGUUAAACCGCUUUAUAUUCAUUUUUUGGUGUAACUGUAUUUUAUUUUGAAGGCAUGUUUAAAUACAAUUAAAUUAAAAUUAUUAAAUCAAAACAAUCUAAAAUAUAAACAAUCAAUGCCCCCCUCAGCGGCCGUGGUAAUAUUAUCAAACAUUGGCCGGUCCAUGGCAAUAAAAACGUUGGGAACCACUGACUUACAUUACUAAACAACUAAUAUAAACUCUAGUAAUUACUAAAGGAUUCAGUAGAAAAAAAACCACCAAAAAUAUAUCACUACAAAUAUAAACUUA